GCCCGCUCGCUGAUUCGUUUAAGCUCCAGUUUGGUGAGAGAAGGCCUCGUUUCGUGAUGUUCCAUAACGGCUCUUCGACGAUCCAAAAGGGAACAGUGGAGAAGCCUCAGAAAAGCUCAUCUAGAAAUCUUCGAGGCCUCCGGAACUAACGUCCUUGUAAGGUUCUCAUGAUCUGGAACCGUGGAACGAGCUCAGUUGGAAAGAAGGUGACGAACCUGUUUGGGAACGACUAGUCGCACCAUCGAUAGGAGAGAAUUGUACGCCAGGUGAAGCAAUAGCGAAUCUCCUUGUGCACCAUUAAUGGCCAGUGAGUAAAAGAUUGGAUUGCCAAACUUUCAAGAUAAAGUGUUGCAACAACGGUGUCCUUUCUUCGAUGUUGGUAAACAUGGGGAGAGAGAGUAACCAAGUGUUAAAGAACCUCAUUUGGCUGAUGGUUGUGCUUCUAUGGACGGGAAACGGCUUGGUCUUGAAAGGUGUUCAAGGAGCCGACAAAUCGAGGUCUCGACCAGAAUUUCUUGGACCUGUUCCCAAUGCGACGGUGGCCGUUGGGAGGGACGUAGUCUUACCGUGUGUGGUGAAAAAUUUACAGGAUUACAAGGUGGCCUUCAUUCAUUUGGACAGACAAAUGAUCGUGACAAUUCAUAACCAUGUGAUCACACGCAUACCUCGAUUUGAGAUCAGCCAUGACAAGCAUCACACGUGGAAUUUGCACAUCAAGAACGUCCAAAAGGAGGACAAAGGUCAUUACAUGUGUCAAAUUAACACGGACCCGAUGCUCUCGAAUGUGGGUCAUCUUAAUGUUGUGGUUCCACCCAACAUCGUUGACCUCGAGAGCUCCCCUUCAACCGUGAGUGUGCGGGAAAACCACAAUGCCUCUUUGGUUUGUAAGGCGGAAGGAACCCCAGAUCCCUCGAUCAAAUGGCAGAGGGAAGAUAAAAAGCCGAUUAUCAUUAAAAGGAAGAAGAAAGAGGGUAAAAAGGAGAAGCAUGAAGUCCACGGCGAAGUGUUGGACCUUAUCCGAAUAUCGCGAACCGAGAUGGGUGCAUAUUUAUGCAUCGCUCAAAACGGUGUUCCUCCAUCAAUCAGCAAGCGUAUCAUCCUCACAGUAGAAUUUUCGCCGAUGAUUUGGAUCCCCAAUCAGUUGGUGGGUGCUCCAUUGGGAACGACGGUCAAAUUGGAAUGCCACACAGAGUCUAGCCCAAAGGCCAUCUCAUAUUGGGCCUACAACGACAGCAUGGUCUUGACAUCAGAGCGAUUCAAGACCGAAGAGCGUCAUCACUCGGUCUACAAGCUCGAUUCCACCUUGAUCAUCAAAAACCUGCGACGACAAGAUUUUGGGUCGUAUCGGUGCAUUUCCAAGAACUCCCUAGGGGAAACCGAUGGGGCAAUUAUGUUAUACGAACUUGAAGCCCCGACAAAAGAAACCAAAGUGACCACAGUCACUUAUGUGCCAGAGUAUGAAUCAUUCUACGAUUACAACACGCAUACCUCCAACCAUGAUCGGCAAUCUAACGUCAUCAGGCCAACCCAUGAAGGUCAACCGGGGUCGGAUCAUUCGAAUGAGCUGCAAAAUCUCCAAACCUAUGAGAAUCCUUCAAAAUAUAAUAAGAAACUGGAUUCAGACCAGACCCCAACAUUCUGGCAUAGAGCCUCAGACGCUCCCACACAUCCAUCGCAGUGGCUCGUUGUGGACCUCCUAGCAUUUCUGACAUUAGUUCCUCACGCGUCUGUCAUAUUCUAAAUCAAAUGUUACUCAUCAUCGUCUCCCAACCACCUAUUGGACUGCUUUUAUCAUGCUCCAUUCACUCAAUUCGUUAGUACCUAAAGUAUUUCAUUUCCACCUCAUUCAAUGACACUCCGUCAGAAACCAAUACCCAAACCAAAUUCAAACAUUUACCCCUAACAACCCAAUUCCAAGUUCAAUUCCGCAGAUUCUGCAGAUUGCGAGGAUUUGCUUUUAAUAAAAAGCAUACGUUGAUUAAUUAGCAAUAACGUUCCUGUUCACCCCUCUUGACUAUUAAAUUGUCGACCAGAUUUAAACGCAAAUUCAUCUUUCCGAAUAAGCAGGGGGAAGUUCAGUUCCAUCUCUGAAGAAGGAUGUGAGUGAUUGGACCCUUAGACGAAAUAAGAUCUACUCCGAAGAGUUUGUGUGCGUGCGUGCGUGUGCCAGUGAGUGAGCAGAAUUUUUCUCCUUCAAUUCCCCGACCGCCUGUUAGGGUAUGAAGGCUGAAAUCGUGCCUUUUUGGGCGACCCUCCAUCCUUCGAGCGAGGUGUUUGGCAUGGGAAUUCAGGCGGGAAUACGUUCUUCACUAAAUCUUUAUCGAAGACUGGGAGAAGACUGGGGCAUGUUUAGAUUGACAAGUACUCUGUACGUGAAUGAUGUGGGCUUUAGUUUCAUUCGAAGCACUUGAAUCGUCCCAUGAGACUGUGCCAAUUUGCAUAAGAUUCAUGUUGGCAUUGUAUCGGAUACCAGAUUCCCCAAUUUUCUCAGAAUCCAUGCCAUUUUCAAUUAUUUUGUACCAAAACAUAUAGCUAACUAGAUCCUGUCAUUUCCUCUUCAAAAACUUGUCCCCAUUGGUCAGCAACAUAUCAGGAGUCGAAAAAAUCAUCAAAGAGUCAUUUCUAUAACUGAACAGUUCAUCCCAUUGUUUAAAAAUUUUGUCCGAAACCUUCCCCAUCCCAGGAUUCAUUUUAAAGAUGACCCCAGAACAACUUGAAGUAGUGUCCGAGGUACAAUAAUCUUCACGCACGGCUGGCAAAAAGUGGACAAAGGAUCAAAAAAAUCAAAUUUGCAAUGAAAUGUACUUAGUCUUGAAAACUUGACAUUCAACUGGUUGAAGAGUAAGCUCAGGCUGGAAAUUGACUAAAAUAUUUUGGCUUUAAAUCCUAAUCUUUCCACAUACUUUUACCGAUGAUUAUUAACUUGGAUUGACCAACAUGGUAUGAAGACUUGCCAACAAAGUAAACAAGAUUCAAUGUUACUGAGAAUCUUUGGUCAACUUAAUUUGCCGUCUUGUGGCAAGUUAUAUAAAUUUCAACGGGCUGAGUGCAGCUUCUUAUGGAAACAAGAAAAUGUUCAUAGGGUCUUUUCAUUUCGAAUUCACUUUUAAUUUUAUUGAGCCUUUGUCGAGUUGAGCUAAACUGUGUCAUUUUAACCAUGUCAGAUGAAUCUUGCAUUAUAUAAUAAACUUUUUGCUUACAAAAUAUA
Messenger RNA from Tigriopus californicus, 3208 nucleotides. Its product is annotated as lachesin-like. The coding region runs from base 374 to 1741 and encodes 455 amino acids. The record is from RefSeq and is a predicted model, not a curated record. The transcript has 8 exons. Gene Ontology annotation, cellular component: neuron projection. NCBI's taxonomy places the organism in Eukaryota, Metazoa, Arthropoda, Copepoda, Harpacticoida, Harpacticidae.